Suncus etruscus (white-toothed pygmy shrew) is the source of this 1495-nucleotide messenger RNA. It is a transcript of the gene RASD2, whose product is annotated as RASD family member 2. Lineage: Eukaryota; Metazoa; Chordata; Mammalia; Eulipotyphla; Soricidae. Gene Ontology annotation, molecular function: GTPase activity; GTP binding. The record is from RefSeq and is a predicted model, not a curated record. The transcript has 3 exons. The coding region runs from base 583 to 1386 and encodes 267 amino acids.
GCCGAGGGAGCGGCAUUCGCCCCCCAAGAUCCCCUUGGAGAUCCCCAAGAUCUCGCCCCCCGAGGUCCCCUUGGAGAAGUCCCUCUAGGCGGACAAGGUGGGGUCACCUCCAGAGGACACCCCAGGAGUCUUCUAAGGACCCUCUUUAACCCCCCGGAGUCGUCCCUACCUCCUGCCUUUCUCUAUUCCCCUCCCAGUCCCGGAGCCCCAAAAGGGGACCCCCGGACCCCACGUCCCCGCGCCUCCGGGCACCUGGCUCAGCCGGAGUCCCCCGGGUCGGGGCAGGGCAGGGCCGGCAGUGGCGAGCCGGCACCCGCCCGGCUCCCGGACCCCAGCGACCCUUCGGAACCCACCGAUGGGGCAGAGGCCCCCCGCGUUUGCUCGCCCGGCCGCGCCCUGCCAGGCGCCCCGAGCCGAGCAGAGGAAGAUCCGGGCGCAGUGACCCCGGAGGAGCCGCCGCAGACGCUGGAAGAAGGCGCGGCGGCCGCGGGAGAAGCAGGCGGGUGUCAGCAGCGCCCGGCGCCUCCAGGCAGCCCUCCGAGUCGCUCCAGAGGCCUGGCCCGCCAUUCACAGCCCCGAGCCAUGAUGAAGACCUUGUCCAGCGGGAACUGCACGCUCAGUGUGCCCGCCAAGAACUCGUACCGUAUGGUGGUGCUGGGCGCCUCGCGCGUAGGCAAGAGCGCCAUCGUCUCCCGCUUCCUCACCGGCCGCUUUGAGGACCAGUACACACCCACCAUCGAGGACUUCCACCGCAAGGUCUACAACAUCCGUGGCGACAUGUACCAGCUGGACAUCCUGGACACUUCGGGCAACCACCCCUUCCCGGCCAUGCGCAGACUCUCCAUUCUCACUGGCGACGUCUUCAUCCUGGUCUUCAGCCUGGACAACCGAGACUCAUUCGACGAAGUGAAGCGGCUGCAGAAGCAGAUCCUGGAGGUGAAGUCGUGCCUGAAGAACAAGACCAAGGAGGCGGCCGAGCUGCCCAUGGUCAUCUGCGGUAACAAGAACGACCAUGGCGAGCUGUGCCGACAGGUGCCAGCCACGGAGGCUGAGCUGCUGGUGUCGGGCGACGAGAACUGCGCCUACUUCGAGGUGUCGGCCAAGAAGAACACCAACGUGGACGAGAUGUUCUACGUUCUCUUCAGCAUGGCCAAGCUGCCCCACGAGAUGAGCCCCGCGCUGCACCGCAAGAUCUCGGUGCAGUACGGCGACUCCUUCCACCCCCGGCCCUUCUGCAUGCGCCGCCUCAAGGACACGGACGCCUACGGCAUGGUGUCACCCUUCGCCCGCCGGCCCAGCGUCAACAGCGACCUCAAGUACAUCAAGGCCAAGGUCCUGCGUGGCGAGGGCCAGGCCCGAGAGCGGGACAAAUGCUCCAUCCAGUGAGCAGAGAGAGAAAGAAGGGGUGGGAGGGAGGCGGCGGCGGUGGGGUUCAGGCAGUGCCUUAAGGAGCAUGAUGCCAGACACACAUACCCCUGCCUGCAUCAGCCCCCAU